Molecule: messenger RNA, 962 nt
Organism: Schistocerca nitens (vagrant locust)
Lineage: Eukaryota; Metazoa; Arthropoda; Insecta; Orthoptera; Acrididae
Product: protein C10
Exons: 3
Coding region: 296-664 (122 amino acids)
Biological process (GO): post-embryonic development
Source: RefSeq, a predicted model, not a curated record
GCUCUAUGAAAAUAAAAGACGUAUGAUGUGCGUCAAAUUUAGAAAUGUCAACGAGAGUGUUAUGGUUGUCAGUAUAUGGGUUUGAUAGUUUUGUAUGUAUAUUCGGGCAGACCUGUGAAGUCAUAAGGUGUGUUUGUUUGUAAUGUGACACUGUGACGUAUGUGUUUUUUAAUCCGCGACAUUCGAUAGAUUUGUAAUUGCGUCGCCCACGAAGUCUGCUGGAUGGACUAAAUAGAAUAUUGUGUUUCCACGUCGAUAACACGAGGAAAGCCUCAACAAGUAUUUUGCGGAGUGUAUGGAAAUAAUAAUGGCUAGUGCUCAGAUAACUAACUCCUUUCAGUUCACAGCGGAGAAAGCCAGAGUUGCACUGUCGAAUGUCUUGGAAGCACUAGAUUCUCCUGAAAAUUCCGUUAAACUUGGAGAAGCGAAAGAUAAUGCCGGAAACGAUAUGUUAAAAAUGAUGCAGUAUGUCUUCCCCAUUGUAUUGCAAAUACAGAUGGAUGUAAUAAAAAAUUAUGGAUUUCAGGAAGGUAGAGAAGGUAUUGUGCAGUUUGUGCAGUUAAUACGAACAUUGGAGAAAGAGGAUCCAGAAGUUGCUCAUCUGCAUGCACAGAUUAGAGCCCAUUACUUGCCUCCAGUGUCCAUCAGCACUGAAUCAUCUUGAGAAUAUCUCUUGGAUUGUGAGGCAACUUUGCCAAAAAGGACAUAUUUGCAGUUUACACAUUCCACUGAGUAUUUGCUUUCCCUAAGUUUUGUGGAGAGUUUAGAACAAUACAAAGCAUUUUAUAACUUGUUUACAGCACAGACUACCAUGUGUUGAGUGCAGUUGUGCAACAAUGUGAGAUACAUUGUUUCCCUUUAUUGAGCAGAUUAUUUAUUACUGACAUGCCAAGUUCAUUUACAACUUUGGUAAUGUUGUUCUUGAAUAUUAAUGGUUUCUAAUAAAAAUAUAAAAUCCUUAA